AUGUUAAUAAAAAGCUUAAAAUGCUAAAUUGGAGAAUUUUAUGUUAAUUCUGGUUGUUAACCAAGCUAAGGUUUUCAUUCUGUUGUAUAUGAUGCACCAAAGUGUUCUAUUUAUGAUAAAACCAAGUUUAAGAAAAUAACAGAAAAUAAUAUUGAAUUAUUAGAAGGUUUAUGGAGACCUGAUUAUUUGUCUGAUUAAAUAGAGUAGUGCUUUAAAAAUUUGAGAUUCUGUAAAAGUGAUUGGCGAUAGGAGAAUUUAAUUUGUUCUUAGGAAGAAUUGGAGCAUUAUGUGAAGAAUGCGAUAUAUUUAAUUUAAGAGGAGAUGGGAUAUAUUUAAAAAAUGAAUGGAACUCCGAAUGUAUAUCUUGUUUGGUGUUUUGGAUAGUCUAAUUCCCUUUAUUGCAUCUUCAAUUUAGUAAUUUUUUAAUUUGAUAUUUAGGUCAUUUUUAUCCACUAUCUAACAUUAAGAAGUAUGAAGAAUCUAAACAACUAUUUAAAUCUACACGAAUGUUCUUAAUACUGCCAUUGA
Molecule: messenger RNA, 528 nt
Organism: Paramecium pentaurelia
Lineage: Eukaryota; Ciliophora; Oligohymenophorea; Peniculida; Parameciidae
Source: the annotation of a GenBank genome assembly